Molecule: messenger RNA, 997 nt
Organism: Acipenser ruthenus (sterlet)
Lineage: Eukaryota; Metazoa; Chordata; Actinopteri; Acipenseriformes; Acipenseridae
Product: ubiquitin-conjugating enzyme E2 C-like
Exons: 7
Coding region: 272-805 (177 amino acids)
Source: RefSeq, a predicted model, not a curated record
CGGGAUUGAAGAUUGAAAUCUCGUCCCGGAAACCCAGAAACUGAAUACGAGAAAUCACAAGAAGAGUGAGGUGGAGCGGUGUGCGUGCUGAAGAAAUCUACUAAACACUCAAAUAAAGAAAUAAAGAAAGAAAAGUCUGGAUUUCAAUCGACGCAGGGGCUUCCGAGACACAAAGGGAGGACUCGAGAGAAAAACGAGACGCUGUUGAUUGCUGGACGCGGUGUCACCUGGAAGAUUUUUAGUUUUGUAUUUUAUUUUUUAAAAGGAGGUAAUGGCUUCUCAGAACAUGGACCCCGCUGCCAAUUCAUCCAACGCCGCCAGGAAAGGCACCGAGACCGGCAGCAGCGCGGCGAGAGGGUCGGUGACGAAACGGCUACAGCAAGAGCUGAUGACUCUGAUGAUGUCUGGAGACAAAGGGAUCUCUGCUUUCCCAGAGUCGGACAACCUCUUCAAGUGGAUUGGGACCAUAGAUGGAGCGAAAGAAACAGUGUAUGAAGGCCUGCGGUUCAAGCUCUCUCUGGAAUUCCCCAGCGGCUACCCCUUCAACGCCCCCACAGUGAAGUUCAUCACCCCCUGCUUUCACCCCAACGUGGACACGCAGGGCUUCAUCUGCCUGGACAUCCUGAAGGACAAGUGGUCCGCGCUGUACGAUGUGCGCUCCAUCCUGAUGUCCAUCCAGAGUCUCCUGGGAGAACCCAAUAACGAGAGUCCCUUGAAUGCUAAUGCUGCAGAGCUGUGGGCAGAUCAAGAAGCCUACAAGACCCAUUUGCAUGAACUGUAUGCUAUUCAAGAAAUGGAAAGGUGAAGCCAUCCAGCCUGCUGUCCUUUCUGUCUGCCUCUCCAAGUCUUAUUUACUGUCUCUCCUUCUCGUUCCUCUCUCUCCCAUCUUCCACUCCAAUUAUGUAAAUUCCCUACAAUGUAAAAUACCGUUUUUUUUUUUGUUUGUUUUUGUUUUUUUAGUUUUAAAUGCCUUGUGAAUAAAGAUGUUUCCUGUAAA